Molecule: messenger RNA, 2005 nt
Organism: Cladophialophora immunda
Lineage: Eukaryota; Fungi; Ascomycota; Eurotiomycetes; Chaetothyriales; Herpotrichiellaceae
Exons: 3
Coding region: 1-1797 (598 amino acids)
Biological process (GO): amino acid transmembrane transport
Cellular component (GO): membrane
Molecular function (GO): L-amino acid transmembrane transporter activity
Source: RefSeq, a predicted model, not a curated record
AUGGUCUCGUUGAAGUGGAGAAAGCGAGCAGACUCGCCCAGCCUUGUUCAUGAGCAGAACGAUCUCAACACCACAACCUUCCUCGCAGAAGGGAACCUGAAGUAUGCGGUCGAAAAGGGGGAGAACAGCAACGAGCCUUCUUACCAGGAAGUGUCCGGCGCCCCGGUCGAGACCCGUUCACCCCUCGGCUACCAUGUCGGUCAAGUCACCAUUCUCUUCCUCAACCUCUCCAAGAUGGUCGGCACGGGAGUCUAUUCGACACCGUCGACGAUUCUCAAGGGUACCGGCAGCGUGGGCCUUGCGCUGAUCUACUGGUUCAUUGGCUUCCUCAUUGCUGGAGCUUCUCUAUCCGUCUACCUGGAAUUCGCCAGCUACUUUCCGAACCGCUCUGGCAGUGAAGUCGUCUAUUUGGAACAGGCUUACCCCCGUCCUCGAUACCUUUUCCCCGUCACCUUUGCGAUUCAGUCUGUGCUGCUCUCCUUCAGCGCCUCGAACGCGAUCGUCCUCGCACAGUACCUGUACCGUAUCAACGGGGCCACUCCGACGGCGUGGGAACUGAAAGGCGUGGCCGUCGCAGGAUACACCGUGGCCUUCCUCUUUGUGGCCUUCUCGACUCGUUGGUCCUACCGUCUCUCAAACGCCAUCGGUCUCGUCAAGCUACUGACGUUGGUGUUUGUUGCCAUCACCGGCCUGGUCGUCCUCGGCGGGAAUGUUUCCCGUGUCCCAGAUCCCCAUGCCAACUUCCGCAACGCAUUCUCCGGCUUUGAAGGCACCUCGGCUUCGGCAUACGGCGUGACCAACGCCCUGGUGAAGAUCAUCUUCUCGUAUGCCGGCUAUGAGAAUGCUUUUAAUGUCGUGAAUGAAGUCAAGAACCCUGUCCGUUCCAUCCGCAACUCGGGUGGCCUGUCACUCCUGAUCGUGGCGACACUCUAUGUGCUGGCCAAUAUCGCAUAUUUCUCGGCGGUGCCGAAAGAAGAAUUGGUCAAGUCGUCGCAAGUUGCGGCUAGUCUGUUCUUCCAACACGUCUUUGGGUCGAGCGGAGCAGUCAGGGGUCUCAAUUUUCUGAUCGCCAUGAGCGCAUUUGGCAAUCUGAUUGCAGUGCUGCUGGGUCAGUCCAGAUUGAUCAGAGAGUGUGGUCGCCAGGGAACUCUCCCAUUUCCCGAUUUCUGGGUCAGCACUCGACCCUUCGGCACUCCGCUGGGGCCAUACGUUGUCAAAUGGGCGUUGACGAUGCUCAUGAUCCUCGCGCCUCCCGCAGGCGACGCCUUUAACUUCGUCGUCGACCUCGCCAACUACCCAUCCUCCUUCUUCAACUUCCUGAUGGCGGUGGGGAUCUACUGCGUGCGGUACCAGCGCAAGCAGCUCAACGUGCCGCAACCGUCCAAGGCGUACCGCUUCCGGGCGUGGCACGUGGCCGUGCUCUUCACCAUCGCGGUCAACCUGUACAUGCUGAUCAUGCCGUGGUACCCGCCGACGGGGGGCGCGACGGGCGGCGAUGUCAGCUUCUGGUACGCCACGUACGUGGUGACGGGGAUCGGCAUCCUGGUCGCCUGCGCCGUCUACUACCUGCUGUGGGUGCACCUGCUGCCCCGCUGGCGGGGGUACCGCGUCCGCCACGAGAAGGUGCUCCUGCACGGCGGCGAGGUCACGCACAAGCUCGUCAAGGUGGCCCUGGACAAGCUGGAGGCGUGGGACAGGGAGCACGAUGCGCAGGGGAGGAAGAUUGGGUCCCAGGGCCGAAGCGACGACGAAAUCGUCGACGUGCAUCAUCGCUUUGACGAGGACGAGAAGUCGUGAUGAUUCGGGGGCCUCCCUCCAGUGUCAAAAACCUCGCUGACUCCCGGUUCUGCCAACGCCCGUCUCGCUCCUGUGCGCUCCCUUCUCGCUGUGCCUUACUUCCUACUGAAGUAGACAAUCUCUGUGCCAGUUACAGGCCACUGCAUGACUGUCUAUAUAUACCUCGACUCUCGAACGGCGCCAGGUGAUAGCUAUCUGACUUCCGUCC